Molecule: messenger RNA, 1606 nt
Organism: Daphnia carinata
Lineage: Eukaryota; Metazoa; Arthropoda; Branchiopoda; Diplostraca; Daphniidae
Gene: RhoGAP71E
Exons: 11
Coding region: 205-1593 (462 amino acids)
Biological process (GO): signal transduction
Molecular function (GO): GTPase activator activity
Source: RefSeq, a predicted model, not a curated record
UCAUUUGCCAAGGGUGUGCUGUUCCAUAGAUGAGAUGCAGAGAUCUGGCAACAUCUGUACGCCAUUGAAGACGAAGCUGACUCGCCUCUUUUCUGUCAAAUUUGUGUAUAUGCUCGGAUUUACUAACCACAUCGGAUUCAAUGUAUUAAAAGAAAGUCUUAGGAUGCCGCGACUGGUUCACAGAACACUGAGAUUUACCGUGGAAUGAGUGGUUGGGCGGUUAGAAUGCAAAGGAGAGCUGCUCAUUUGGGGAGUGCUGUAGCAUCCUGUGCACAUGCACCAGCCCCUUACCCUUGCCGGAUGGAAAAAGUAAAGUUUGGAGUUCCAUUUGAUCAAAUAUGUAAACCAGACAUUCCUGGGCCUUUGCUGGUCCUAAUACUGAAGCUGAACAAAGAGGGACCAAACAAACGGGACGUGUUUCGAGCUCCCGGACAUCAAGCCAACAUGAAAAAAUUGAUUCAUUUUCUACAAACUGGACGAUUGGUUAACAUAGCUAAUUUUAGCGUUCACACCAUCUCCUCUGUCGUCAAAAAAUUUCUGCGUAAACUGCCGGAUGGUGUGUUUGGUGUUGAGGCUGAGAAGCAACUCUUUGAUGUUCUAUUAUCGCCGGGCGAUUCGCCAGAUUUGAAGUGGAAACAAGAACAAGUUCGAAGGAUAAUUGGUGAAUUGCCAAGGUGUACGCAACAGCUACUAGUAUUGCUUUUCGGUACCUUUCGAGCCGUUUCCCUUUCGUCGUCAUCGUCGUCUGCCAGUGUCGUUCCAAGCAGCGGAAUGAGCUCGGAAGCUUUAGGCGUAUCAGUUGCACCGUCUUUUUUCCAUACGUGUGUAGGGGCCGGCAGACAAGCCACUAUGGAUGACGUUAUUCGAUUCAAGGAGGACGUUGAGGCUGCCACCAAGAUUAUGAAGUUCCUCAUCGAUCAUUUUGGUACGUGUAAUCUUUUCGGGACGGAGAACUAUCGCUACUACUCGCGGAUCACCGGCCGAUGUUUGAAAAUCGACGACGCCUGGAUUAUGGACUUUGGUCGGCCGCCUAAUGCCUUACCCCUACCCGGUCCCAUUUCACUAGAAGCCGAAAUGACUUGGCUUCAGUAUGCAGCUCUCACCUGGAAACCUGCCUUUAGCAUAGGUGGAGGUCAUACUUCAGAGGACCAUGGCAGUACGAGUGAAUCCUUAAACAUUUAUCCGGAAGCUUGUGGCGGCGACAACAGUGACAUGUUGGAAUCGGCAAGACUCAGCGUUAGUUUGGAAGGCGACGAGAAUUUCCGGAUGGGCGCCAAUUGCGUAACAGAUGUGAGUUGUCCCGAAUCGCCCGUCAGUAGCAUCGGCAGUUCGAGCAGUGGGAGUCGGAGUAGUAGCAACAGCCAAUGCCGGCACAUGGUGGUCAGGUCUUCACGACCGUUGGAGGAGCGAAGGAGUUCCCGCUCCAACAUCAACGAUGCCACAAAAUCGCUCACUCUUCUACCUCAGGUGCACGAGAGACAGACGGCACGCAUGCGCACCCGCUCUGAGUGGUUUCUGUCCGGCUCGGUGCCGCCACACUACCCCACCCGAGAGACCAGCGAGGAGGUACUCCUUGAGGACGGUAAUAGUUAACCCCUUCGUGGCC